AUGCCGGCGGACGCGGAUGGGGCGGACGGCGAGGGGAAGGCGCAGGAGCUGGAGUUGGCACCCGUGCUGACGCCAGGGCCUGGUCCGGAGCGCUGGACCGGAGACUGGGCGGCGGACACGCUGGGUCCUGCGCAGACUGUGCUGGUGCACCGGCUGGUUGGCGACGGCGGAGGGUGGCGGACGCGGUGGGGGGAGGUGGCAGUGGCCGACGCUCCGUUUGCGCACGGCGCGCUGCGCGCGUGCUGGCGGGCGACGGUGUCGUGGGCGGUCGGCGAACCGUAUGUGGUGAAGCAGUACAUGUCGCCUGAUGCCGAUGUGCCGGCCAACUAUGUGGCAGACGUGCAGAUGCAGACGCGGGCGCGAGCACUGGCCGAUGCGUACAACGCGGCGAGACCGCCGUUGCAUGUCGAGCUCCUUGAGGCGAUAGUGCUCGAGCUGCUUCCCGAGGCAUCCGCCCGGUUUGUCGCCGGCAACUACGUCAAGCACUCAAACAACGGCGGCGUGGUGGGCCAUGUCGGCGCAGCAGGCGGAGUUGUCCGCAACACGCCGCAGGCCUUUUCGCACUUUACCUAUGCCGUCACUCAGGGCGAGGCAGUAGUGGUCGACAUCCAGGGCGUCGGCGACGUGUACACGGAUCCGCAGAUCCACACCCGGUCGGCGGAACAGACGCUUGGCGAUCGUGGGGUCCGCGGCAUGGCUCUGUUCUUUGCCACCCACCUCUGCUCACCUGUGUGCGCCAAGCUCGGAUUGCGGCCGUUCCAACUCUCGCCGGCAGAGAUAGAAGCGUUGGCGGCGACGCGAGUGGCGGGCACGACGGUGCCUGCGACGCCGGUUGCCGGCGACGGCCGUGAGCGGUGGCCGGCGCUGGACGCGCAGGCCAAGUUUGUGGGUGCAUUUGCGGCGGCGGUAGCGACAGAUAUGGCCUGGAUUGCAGCGCUGCCGGACGUGUUUGACGCGCCGGCAUCUUCAGAGGUGCGGCGCGACGCCGACCUGCACUAUGCGCUCGCGCAGCACUUUGUGCGCGACCGUUCUCGGGCGCUGUUCCACCUCGUGGUUGCGGCGCAGGGCGGGUGCGAGGAAGCGCAGCAGGCGGUAGUGGCCAUCAAGGUCCAGUUCCAUCGGCCCGAUGCCGGUCAAAGUGGAGGUGGAGCGCUUUGGCUGGUGGCGGUGGCGGCGGCUGUGGCGGCUUUUGCGGCUGGGUGGCUGGUGGCGGGGCGACGUCGAGGUUGAUGUUGAUGUGUUCAUUGGGGGGCACGAGGUGCGACGUCCACAGUCGUCACUCGGGAACAGCACAAGUCUACAAAGGAGAAGGUAUGCAAGGGGGCGGAAGCGCGAUCAGUGCGCUGUGAGCCGCGCACGGAUCAGUUGUACACCGCAAAGAACACAAAGGAGAGGAGGAGCAUGAGCGGGCCGUGCCAGGCAAAGAGGAACCAGGCAGUGCGAGAGAGCGAGAGCCGUGAGCCAGCAGACGCCAUGGAAACCGUGCCGUCGUCAUUGUGGGUGGCGACGUUCUCGGCAGUAGCGAGUGCCA
Thecamonas trahens ATCC 50062 is the source of this 1531-nucleotide messenger RNA. RefSeq lists its product as uncharacterized. Gene Ontology annotation, molecular function: protein serine/threonine kinase activity; ATP binding. The coding region runs from base 1 to 1230 and encodes 409 amino acids. Lineage: Eukaryota; Apusomonadida; Apusomonadidae. Gene Ontology annotation, biological process: protein phosphorylation. The transcript has 2 exons. The record is from RefSeq and is a predicted model, not a curated record.